Molecule: messenger RNA, 728 nt
Organism: Oncorhynchus tshawytscha (Chinook salmon)
Lineage: Eukaryota; Metazoa; Chordata; Actinopteri; Salmoniformes; Salmonidae
Product: integrin alpha-X-like
Exons: 6
Coding region: 285-683 (132 amino acids)
Source: RefSeq, a predicted model, not a curated record
CAGUCGCACCGUUGACAGUGGGGUUCAGCUUCGACAUUCGCUAUCCCAGAACAUUAAGUGUCUCGGACUCGGAGGCAGCAGGGUCCCAUUUCGGUUAUCGUGUCUGUCAGUUUGGACCGGCGCAGGGAGGCAGCAGUGUGUUGGUCACCGCUCCUUUUCAAGACAAUCGGACAGGAGUGGUUUACAGAUGUUCUUAUGACAGUGGCACUUGUAAAGCUCUACCUGUACAAGUGGAGCCAGGAGUUUCAUUAGGAUUGUCACUAGCUUGUAAUGCUGACAGAGCUAUGGUGUGUGGACCACGGCAGCUCCAUGGCUGUGAUACUCUAAACUACCUCCAAGGACUUUGUGUUGAGCUGGGGCCACAGCUUACGGUCUCACAAACACUGAAGCCUGCCUUUCAAGAGUGCCGUGAGUUUGGCUUGGAUGCAGUGAUUCUGUUUGACGGUUCUCAGAGUAUCAUAACCAGAGACUUUGUCACCAUGAUCGACUUCAUCAAGAACAUUAUUCGGAUGUUCACUGCCCCCCGUGCACAGGUGGCAGUUGCUCAGUAUUCGACAGACACCAGUGCUGUCUUCCACUUUGAGGACUUUGUGUCUGACCCUAACCCUGACAACCUGAUGCGAUCCGUGGACCAUUUCCAGGAGGCGACAUACACCCCAUCAGCCAUCCGCUAUGUUCUGUGAGUGACAUACACCCCAUCAGCCAUCCGCUAUGUUCUGUGAGUGACA